AUGGUGAAAAUCACGAUACUGGCCAUACUGCCAGCCCUCCUCCAACUCGCUACAGCAGACUUCGGACUUGCCGGUCAACUGUUCCAGCUCUCUGGCGCCGCUUCCGUGAACAAUGCUAAGCUUUCCUGGGCCUUGGUGAGCGGUGCUUCCUCAUACCGCGUCGAGCAGAGCAUUGGCACUGGAGCAUACACCACGUUAGCCACUGUGCCAGGCGACAACUACGAUUCCUACGGACUGACCGUGGGCUCCAAAUACAACUUCCGCGUCACGGCGCUCAACGGCAACAGUCAGGUCGAUCAAUCAAGCAUCGCAUCCCUCACUCCUUUCGCACCGCAGGGUACUUACCACACAUACGACAAUACGCAGGCCUCUAAUCGUACCAUCAAGUCGAAUCUCGAAGCAAACGGGGUCUACUAUCGUUACAACUACGAGAAGGCAACGAACGGCAGCUUCGGUCGCCUUCAAGAACAGACUUCUUCGGAUGGAUACACCUUCAGCGGCGACAAGACCGUGCUGACCGGCCAGGUGUUGUGCGCCUCGGCAAAUUACAGCUGCAAGCUUGAGAGGACAGAAUUUUUGAAGAAUCCUACCACGGGAGACUUCGUCCUGUGGGCACACUUUGAACGCAGCGCGGACUAUGGCCUCGGCGAGGUGGCGGUUGCACACGCUACACCGGGGCAGAGCUUUACCUUUGACGGCGCCUUCCGGCCUCUAGGCGACGACUCCCGAGACAUGGCCUUCUUCGCGGACGGAAAAGAUGCAUACUUGGUCACGGCUACCAACACCAACACCAACAACAACAUUUACUCCCUGACUUCCAACUGGACCGCCAUCGAGAAGAAAUUGAUACAGGUAAACGUCAACGGACAUCGCGAGGCGCCCGCCGUGAUCAAGUCGAACGGAUGGUUCUAUCUCUUUACCUCGCGCGCAUCUGGCUGGCUUCCGUCGCAACCGCAGUACAUCUCGGCUCAGAGCAUGGCCGGGCCGUGGGGAGCUCCUGUGAAUGUGGCAAACAUUGCCACAUUCAGCGCCCAAUCUGGAAGUGUCCAGCAGCUCGAAAGUGGACAGUUUGAGAUGUCCGCAGAUCGAUGGUCAUCCAACUGGCCAACAAAGGGAGGUCCCACUCGUCAGCUGACUCUCCCAAUCUCCCUCUCGGCAGCGGGAGGGUAUGCGUCGUACCACUUCUACCGCACCGUGAAGUACUCGGACGACAUCUCGACCGCUGGUCAGGGCAUCUACGGUGUCCAAACGGGACAGAUUCUGUCCAACGGCAAGCCAUCCAGCUCCGAUGCAGGAACCCAAAACAUCUCGCUUGCCAACGACGGAAUCCAGCAGGUCCCCGGCAGCUUCUUCAAGCCCUCCAAGGUUCCCUUCUGGUACCAGAUCGAUCUGCAAGACUCGCACGCCAUCUCCCAGGUGGACCUCACGACCAACAUGGUCCAAGGCUCCGAGACAUUCUACCAAUUCAACGUCACGGGGAGCACCGACGGAAAGACGUUCGUCGCACUGGCCGAUCAGAGCACCAACACCAGUCCAGGCUUCGUUGCGAGUUUCCCGACCUCGACGCAGAAGUUCCGAUAUGUUCGCAUCAACGUCAACGAGAUCAUCAAUAACGUCAAUGGCAAGGAAGCCGACUUCGCCAGCGGCGUCACGGAGGUGACCGUGUAUGGUAGUUAG
This is a messenger RNA of Lecanosticta acicola, 1677 nucleotides long. NCBI's taxonomy places the organism in Eukaryota, Fungi, Ascomycota, Dothideomycetes, Mycosphaerellales, Mycosphaerellaceae. The record is from the annotation of a GenBank genome assembly.